Messenger RNA from Oncorhynchus mykiss (rainbow trout), 3167 nucleotides. It is a transcript of the gene pycr1a, whose product is annotated as pyrroline-5-carboxylate reductase 1a. Gene Ontology annotation, molecular function: pyrroline-5-carboxylate reductase activity. Gene Ontology annotation, biological process: L-proline biosynthetic process. The record is from RefSeq and is a predicted model, not a curated record. Lineage: Eukaryota; Metazoa; Chordata; Actinopteri; Salmoniformes; Salmonidae.
UAGACGUUUAGCGACUCUCUCAGUCUAUUGGUCACUUUGCAUGUUAUUAUCAUAGUCGGUUCUUGGUGUGGAAAUCAUGUUAACGCUGUUACAACUGUAACUCUGUUGAACUAUAUGUUUGGCGGCAACAUUGGAAACGGAAACAAUUUAUACAUUCGUCGCAACACCCCAACAACAGAAACUUCAGAAUGAGCGUGGGGUUCAUCGGAGCGGGUCAGUUGGCCCAUGCCUUGGUGAAGGGAUUCAGCGCUGCAGGUGUCAUUGCCACACAGAGGAUCACUGCCAGCUCCCCAGACACAGAUCUUCCCACAGUGUCUGGACUGCGGAAAAUGGGUGUCAAUCUCACAACCAGCAACAAGGAGGUGGUGAACAAGAGUGACGUUCUGUUUCUGGCUGUCAAACCACACAUCAUCCCCUUCGUGUUGGAUGAGAUCGGACCGGACAUUGAGGACCGCCACCUCAUUGUGUCCUGUGCGGCUGGUGUCACCAUCAGCUCCAUUGAGAAGAAGCUGCUCCAGUACCGCCCGUUCCCCAAGGUGAUGCGAUGCAUGACCAACACCCCGGUGGUGGUUCGGGAGGGAGCCACGGUCUACGCCACGGGUACCCACGCCGAGCUAGAGGACGGGAGGCUGCUGGAGCAGCUGAUGGCCAGUGUGGGCUACUGCACGGAGGUGGAGGAGGACCUGAUCGAUGCCGUCACCGGACUCAGUGGCAGUGGACCUGCCUAUGCAUUUACAGCCGUGGAAGCGCUUGCUGAUGGGGGGGUGAAAAUGGGUCUGCCCAGGAGACUGGCUAUACGGCUUGGAGCACAGGCCCUGCUGGGAGCAGCCAAAAUGCUGUUGGACUCGGAGCAGCACCCUGGCCAGCUGAAGGACAACGUUUGCUCCCCAGGGGGCGCCACCAUUCACGCCCUGCACGUCAUGGAGAGUGGGGGCUUCCGCGCCCUGCUCAUCAACGCUGUGGAGGCCUCCUGCAUUAGGACCAGGGAGCUCCAGUUCUUGGCUGACCAGGAGAAGAUCUCUCCUGCGGCCAUCAAGAAGACUACGCUGGACAAGGUUCUGCAGCAGCCAGGGGUGGGAACAGGGGUGGGCGUCCGGACGGGAUCUGGGAUCAGCCUGUUCAACAGCAGCAACCCCAGGCAUAAGAAGUAAUUGAACUGAGUGGCUCUGAUCACAGAACAGUGGUGAAUUCAUUAGUGCAUUGCAGACCAUAUCAAAACAUUUUGCAACAAAAACAAGUUUCUUAGCGGACAAGUUCAGGUAGUUCCUCCCUGUUUGGGUCUUUUUGCUUCCUAGUGAUACGCCCCAGGAAGAGACCCUCAAAAGAAUGAAAUGCCGCUGAACAUAUUAUUUAAACCCUAAAAAAGGUGUUAUGGUUAUAGCAUGCCAGCUGAGAGGAGGGGCAUAAAUGGCAGCUUCAUAAAUGUGAUGAUAAACUUAAAGCAGCAAUAGAGGAUGUAGGGUGAAGGGACACUUCUCCUGCUCUCCUUCCAUGUUCACUGACUAGAAACAUCUGGACAGGUAAAAGCAAGUUCCUAAUAGGCAUUAUGGCUUUCACCUGUCCAGUGUUGUCAUAUCAGUGCAGAUGAAGGAGAAAAGCAGUAGGAGGUGACCGGGGGAAGAAGACGAACAUAGACAGUUAAGAUGGACCAACAUGGUGAUGAACAACAGGUCACAAUUCCUUUACGUUUUAGCCAUUUAGCAGAUGCUCUAAUCCAGAGCGAUUUACAGGAGCAAUAAUGGUCAAGUGCCUUGCUCAAGGGCAAGUGAACAGAUUUUUCACCUAGUCGGCUCGGGACUCGAACCAGGUAUCUAUCGGUUACUGUUGGAACGUUCUUAACCUCUAGGUUACCUGCCGCCCACUCCCUUUCAGUAGAAACACAGAGACAGAUGUAGAGUUGGAUGUCUUAUGUGCUCAGCUAUCUAUAGCUUCUGUUUCAUAGAAUGUGUGCCUAUAUGUUCCGUUAGAUAGAUUGUUAGGUCAUACAUUAUGUACAGUCUUACUGGAACUAUUUUGGUCUGUUGCUAAACGGCAAAGGUCCCUGUUUUCUAUUGUUGUUUAUCUCUUCAUUUUCUUUGCUUGAUUGAGAGAUACUGAACAAAAAUAUAAACGGAACAUGCAACAAUUUCAAAGAUAUUAGAGUUACAGUUUAUAUGAGGAAAUCAUUGGAUUAUGGAUUUUAAACGACUGGGAAUACAGAUAUGCAUCUGUUUGACAAAGAUGCCUUAAUAAAAAUGGGCCUCACAAUGGGCCUCAGGAUCUCCAUGGUAUUUUUGUUUGUUCACAUUGCCAUCGAUAAAAUGCAAUUGUGUUUGUUGUUUGUAGUUUAUGCCUACCCAUACCAUAACCAGGGUCGCCACCAUGGGGCACUGUUCACAAUGAUGACAUCAGCAAGCCACUCGCCCACAUGACGCCAUACACAUGGUCUGCAGUUGUGAGGCAGGUUGGAUGUACUGCCAAAUUCUCUAAAACGACAGUAGAGAAAUUAACAUUAAAUUCUCUGGCAACAGCUCUGGUGCAGAUUCCUGCAGUCAGCAUACCAAUUUGCAGCUCUCUCAAACUUAAAACCUCUGUGGCAUUGUGUUAUGUGACAACUACAUGGCCUUUUGUCCCCAGCACAAGGUACACCUGUAUAACGAUCAUGCUGUUUAAUCAGCUUCUCUACAUGUCACACCUGUCAGGUGGAGGGAUUACCUUGGCAAAGGAGAAAUGCUCACUAACAGUGAUGUAAACAAAUAUUUGCACAACAUUUGAGAGAAAUAAGCAUUUUUGUGCAUAUGGAGCAUUUCUGUGAUUUUAUUUUUCAGUUCAUGGAACACUUUACAUGCUGCUUUUAUAUUUCUGUUCAGUGUAGAUGAAUCUCCUUUGCAAGAUAGACUUGCUACACACAAACACAUCUCUUUUGUGUGAGAGACUUGUUCAAGAUGGUAGCAAUCAUUGUUACACAUACACAGUAGGUAGACUACAGUAUUUUACAUAAGACAUUUUACGUUCAGUCCUUUUACAUAUUUGACUGGCAUAUUACUGUUUACAAGGUGGAAGUGGUACUAUUAGGCCUAUACAAAGUGAAAUGCAUGAAUAUGCUGAACCUGUAAGAGUUUAUAUAUUUUGUGAACAAAAUAUGUAAAGUCUAGCUAGAUCUGUUUUAUUAAACGUUAUUUCCAAAA